CAGUAGAGAGUGUGGAGGUACUGCUGCUGGCCGGUGAUCGACGACAUUAAUGACAAAAUUAUCUUGGCCACCUAUUUAUAUUCCAGUAUGAGAGUAUAGUGAAGGUGUCCAAGUAGUCACGAUGAAACUGUACUCGUUAAAACUCCCACGGUGGAGAACACUAGUGAUACUGUUCUGUUUUGUUGGACUCCUGUGUGGGGUUCCUACCUCAGCACCCAGCACCAAAUACCAGCUCACAGACAAAGGAUGUAUGCUGGUGGAUGAGCUGUGUCUCAUCCCUGAAGAGAUCCCUAAUUAUGAGGCCAUCAAGAGCCUCCACUCACAGCUGGAUGAUGACCACAGUGGUGACAUCGAUGUGGCCGAGUCUGUUGACUUUUUGAAGGAGGAGCUACAAUAUGCUAAAGGCUAUGAGAAGCGGCAGAAAGUCUUCCAUUACAACAAUGAUCAGUACAUCUCUGUUCGUGAGUUGUGGCACAUCUGGAAAAAAUCAGAGGUACACAAUUGGACGGUGGACCAGACCGUGGCGUGGCUUGCCGAGUCAGUGGAACUCCAGCAGUACGCCAGGAAUUUUUACGAGAAUGCCGUCAAUGGAUCAGUGUUGCCAAGUACUGUUCUCAGCGUGAUUUCUGCCCGUUCCGAAAGAAGAAAUUCAAGGUAUAUAGUAGAAAGACUGGCAGCCAACAACGAGCAGUUCCUGACCAAGGUGUUGGGCAUCAAGGACCCAAAACAUCGCUCCAAGAUCACCAUCAAGGCUAUGGAUGUGGUCCUCUUUGGGCCGCCUAAAGAUACAGGAAGUCACGUGAAGGAUCUCGUCCUUGUUUCACUCCUUACCCUCGCUCUGAUUGGCUGCUUCAAGGCCUACCAGCGGAACAGAGAGUAUGAAGCACAGCUGAGCGACAUGUUGAGGGACAUGGAGAAGCUGCGGGAGGCUGAAGAGAACUUACAGCAGCUGGAACUAAAGAUGACAACCAGAGUAAACAACGAAGAGAAUGACGAGACCGCAAGGGAAGACAGGAACGAAAACCACGACAAAGAAGUCCAGCAACUCCGACUUCAGCUUGAGGAGGAACGCGAGAAAAACGAGAUGAUGAUGGAACAGAUGAAGCGCGGGCAAGAGGCGGAGCUUGAGGACCACCACUGGAGUGCACCACUUGACCUCCAACAUUGGCUCCAGCUGACAUAUGAACGUGAGAGGAUAGCAUUUGAGAAGAAACAAGGAGCGGCACGAGAGCAAUUCAGCCAAGCCAAGGAUCUGUGUGAGAAGCUUAACCGCCAGCGUCGCAGCUUAAUGGGGAUGUUGGCUUCCGUUCACGGGAAAAUGGACAAUGUUGACCAGUCAAUCAGUCAAGCCAGAACAAUUAUGGAAGAGGUGACCCACGAGCUGCGGGAGAGAGAACAGCGCUGGCGCAACAUUGAGAUCCUCGCUGGCUGUAGCAUCACCACAAAUGCCGGGUUACACUCACUGGAGUUGAUGCUUCGUCCACAAGUGAAUGGCCGACCUCACUCCACCUAUGCGCCUAGUAUAGUUCACCAACUGUUAAGCAGCCAAUCAGCAUUAAUGUUUCUCACUAUGGGGGGCUGUACAGGAGCAUCGAGUUACUAUGGAGGAGGGGGAAGUUUGAACUCCUCAGGGUUAGUCAAAACACCUAGAGAUUCUAUGGCCGAUGUCCAAGGAAGCUCUGGGAGUGGGCGCAAGAGGAGCCAACUUAUUCCCCGAGACUCUGGCUCGUCCCUGGGCUCUGAGUCGUCCAUGACCCAGACAAGUAUUAUGCAUCACAGUCACACUUAUUCUACAGAUUUAACUCAUCACUUACUGGAUAAGGAGCACAUUCGUCGAGUGUCUAGUACUGGGAGCAUUAACCGCAUUCUUCCACUAGAACAUGACCCUAGUAAAGACUCCAAUGAUUCAUCAACAGAAGAGACAGAUGUAUCUCAGUGUGUAUCAGAGACUACUAGCUUCACCAUGGGAGGAAGCAGCGGGAUCAGAGGAUCAAAGAGAAGUCGGCUGACGCUGAACUCUGAAGGCGGCAGAGCAAUCACCUCCUCACAGGUGAGUCACUCGACCCCUCAUUCAUCUUCCACACACCCGCCUGGGACUAGCACAGGAGUCACACAACACAAACCUUCUCCUAAACGCAGUCCCAUGCUCAAGUCCUACAGUCAGGACACAGAUGUCAGCACCAGAUGUGACACACAGUUGAAGGAACGGGAAAAAAUAUUUGCCAGUGACCCAUUUCUGGAUAGUCCCAAGAUCACAUCUCUGCGUAACAGGAAAAUAAUGACGUCCCCGUCGGAAGAAGGGAACUCUUCCGAUUCAUCCUUAAUAGAAGAACGUUCACCAAGUGCCGAUUCUAGAAAAAAGCCAAGUAAGAGCAGGUUCAGUAAUGGUUUUCUUGGGAGUCUGAAGUUCAGUAAAAGCAAGAAGACCAAAGACUCAGACAAGGACUCUGUUAAAGAUAAUACAGGGAGCAAAAAAGUGAAGGACCCGGAGAAGGAUUCCAUUAGAGAUAACACAAGUAGUAGCAAAAAAAUUAAAGACGCGGAGAAGAUUAAAGACAGCGUGAGUGAGAGAUGUUGAGUGAUUUAUUAUUUAUUUAUUUUUAUUCUGUACUUCACAUGAUUAAAAGUAUCUCUCCCCACCUACUACUCUGAGUGGGUAAGGAAUCUCCUCCAUAUUAACUUGUCUUAUGCACAACUUUUCUUACUUAAAUCUUAUGCUUACUGUACAGUCCCUCGUCAUUUCAUAGGCUAGAAUUAAUAUUGUCUCAUUUUAUCACUUCCAAGAUCUAAAAAUCCCUCUUCACUUCAUUUGGUAAAUCUCAAGUCCCCUUUCACAUCAUUGCUCUUCACUUCAUUUACUACACCUCAAGUCCGUUCUCACUUCAUUUGCUAGGCUUCAAUUUCUUUCCUGCCAGAUUGCUUCUCUACCUCAUUUGCAUAUUCCCACGAUCAUAGGUAUGAGAAUUAAUGGAAAACUCUGCCAUAGCCAUCUUAAGCAGUGUUCCUGCCUGCUUUUCUGUACCAGUCACAGUCACACGAGAUCCGUUAAUAAUCUGGAUGAAGUGAAUUUAGUCGCUCUCCUGAAAUAUUUGUGCUAUAUUUUUAUUAUCAUCUUUUAGACAAUAAUGCACUUCCUGUUCCAUAGCUAUAUAUGUAUAUCACUUUUUACAACACAUAUAUCCUCAUUUUUGCUUCACACACACGAAAAGAGUGCAGGGAAUUUUGCUUAAAAGGAUUCUGGAAGAGUACAUUUUAUGUUGUGUUCAUUAUAUACAGUAUAUUUAUCUUCUCAAGUAGAGGUAUUUUUUGGCUUCAUAAUAUUUAUACAGAACUGUUUUGGUCUUUAUGGCUGUGUAUUCUUAAAUCAUAAAUUACCCCGGAAAUUAGAUAUAUAAUUAGUAGGAAGCAGUAGUUAGUCUCACUCCACUCCAUCUUGUACAUUCUAGCAGUGCUGGCUUAAUCUAUCACAUGUUUUUGCCUCGAGUAACUUUAAAGUCUAUGAGAGGAAAUAACUUUUAAUACUGCUUCAGUUUCUGGUAAUGUACCGGUAGGUUGUAUUGAAGUCUAUCAGGAGUGAUGGCAGCUUUAUGUUCACUCGAUUUUCUUACCAUUUUGUUGACUAGUACUGAAAAAGUAGUGCAUUAAUUUUGCUCUGUAUAUAUUAGAAUAAUCAUAGUGUGGGGAUAAGUUUAUUAGAAAUCUCUCUUAUACUAUCAUUAUAAACCCUCUUCAUUACAUAUAAGUAGAGAGAGAAAGUUGUUUCUAAUUUUACUAAAAACAGUGAAGUGAGAGCCAAGGCCUUGUAAGAUAAUUUACAAAAUGUAUUCCUUGCUACUGAAAUUUAUUAUACCUUUUGUAGAAGUAUCAUAUGAAGUAUUAUAUUCAGUUUUUCCCUGAAUGAUUAUGGUUCGUAUAACAAGAUCUGGAUCAUCCUGAAGCAUAGUUUAUAUCAGGCAUGGGCAACCUUUUCCUUAAUCAUGGCUGCAUUACGAUUUAGAUAUUUUUUGGCGGGCCAACUCAUCAAAAUGUAUAUCCUACCGAAUUCAAAAGUAAUGUUAAUAUGGUACUAGCACGGACAGUGAAACAGUUAAUCUUCAUGUUGGGGGCGGAUCCAGGAAUUUAAAAAAUGGGGGGGGUCCAAGAAGUAUAUAAAUGCCCAUGGAGAGACCUAAUCAGACAAGAAUAUAGGUAGAACAGACAUCCAGGCAUGAAAGGCGGUGUGACCACCGCCUGUGACCCCACUUGGACUUGCCCAACCUUAUUUAAUUCCCAAGUGACCCACUGCCACACAGCAGCUAAUCCAUCAAACAGACCACGCCGAACUUGGUUCAUAAACUCACACAAGUUAAAAUGUUUAUGUUGUUGACUAUUUAUACUUAUUUCACUGUUACGUUUUCACAGUUACUUACUCUUAGGUGAUGAAACGGUAAUGAAUUGUGUGUUAAGAUUAUUCUUUUAAUAAAUAUUGUUUACUCGCCAUAAGCUGGCUGCAUCUACCUGAACCGCAGGCCACAUUAAAUAGAAUUUCUCAAUUACACCACAAGCUGCACAAAGACAUGGUUCGGGCUGCAGGUUGCCCAUGCCUGAUUUAUAUCAUAAUCUCCAACUGUUGGUAUCAUAGGAUUGUGACAAUAUCAGAGGCACAUGGGAUGAAACUGUACUUGUAGGCAUUUGCAGCACUUCUUCCAAGAUGCUGGAGUGUGUUGUAAUCAAUGGUUUCAUGACAGCCAUUAUUUGUUUACAUUUUUCGGUAACUUCUGUGACCAUGUUCCUAUUGGUAGAGGCUGCUUGUUGUAAUUUAUGUCCUCAGCUUGUUCAGAAAGUAAAUUUUGUGAGGUUUACAAAAAACUUUUCAAGCUCACACCUGAACUCUUAUUCCCAUAAAAAAUUGAAUCAGAUCCAUUGUGAACCAAACUUGUUUGGUACGUAAGCUACAGAUCAUUCAGGAGCACUGAAUACGUUUACCAGAUGAGUUGACUUACUCUGUUUAAAAUUGUUUUAACAUUUACAAAGAUAGAAAAGUAGUACCACUGUCAUUCACAUAUACAGUAGUACUACUGGUAAUUACACAGUUAUCUAUUGUUGGUGGAAAGUUUAAAAGGUUGUCGAGGAGUUACUUGUGAACAUCAGGUUUUAAAAGGGUUUAUAUCAGAAAGGGAACCAUUAGGUCCUUUGUCCUUUUUUGAAACUGAAAUGAGCAAAUGACUUUGAUCUCAUUAGUAUAUACAAUACUCGUAUACUUGUAAGAAGUAAUUUUUGCCUUCUGUAUGUAUACAGCACUUUUUAUUAAUACAAAUAAUAACAAAUGUGAGAUGAAAAUAAUGCAUAUGUGAGUAGAUGAUGCAUUCACUGAACCACAGUGAUUUAGGGGAUAACUUGAACAGAAAUCUUCUCCCAUUGGAGCUUUUUUGUCUACAGUAUUAACAAUGCAGACUUGUUGGUGGUUUGACUCAUUCUAAAACAUGAGAGAAUUUAACUCUCUCAUAUCUGUAUUGUAUUGUUCUUGUAUACUUAUCUUGUCCUAAAUUUUCAAUGCCUUCCUCUCAGGAAAACCUACUGCAAAAUUCACAAUUCUUUUCCUGUACCAAUUUUUACUACAAGCUUGUGGUAGCCUUUUCAUUGAAAACCACAGAAUAAUUCUUUAGCAGUUGUUUCAAGAAAUUUAGUUGUGAUUUUGACACUUAGAGGAGUGACAAUAUAUAAAAAAAAAACAUAUAAUAUAUAUAUAUAUAAUUUAAGUAACUUUAUAGUACUGUAUUGUGAUAACAUAACCAAUAUGCAUUAACUUUUUGGCAAAUAUUUCAAGUGCUUCUGUUGGACUCCAGUAAACAUUCAUGCUCGGUAGAGAGCACCAGAUAUACCGCUCAAGAAAUUGCUGUGGUAUUUCAUUCUUUCCUUAGAUGGUACUUUAUUUUGUUUAUUUAUCCCUUUGAGGAAAGAAAAGUAGUACAGUAUAUAUUGUAGUAUGAAGUUCAGCUAAAUAACCGAAUGAUUGAUUUUAUAAGUUCCAAUAAUGUAUUCAUUUUUAUAGUGCUAUGUGGACUCCCCUGAGAGAGCAGUAACAACACAUAGGAAAAUAUUUUGUUUUCUAACAUUCAAGCUGCAUCACUUUAUGUUAUUGAGCAAGUAUUCUCUGGCUACUUGAUUGAUGCCUUCCAGAGACAAAUAUUACCAUCUCAUGUUUAUCCUUUUCCAUUUUACUUGAGUAAUCAUUUUGUACUGCCUGAUGCUCUCCAGUUCCUAUUCUCCCUCCCUCUUUACAAUACAGUAUGUUGCUACAGCUGUAUUUCUCAUUUCACACUUUAUAUUUCCUUGUGCUAGUGAGAGAUGCUAAUGUGAUAGUCAAACCAGUAAGUAAUUUUUUUCUGCAAAUGUUUGAGUUGUUGUUGUUGGGACUGACUCUCUUAAACACGCAGAAAUAACAGAAUAACUGAAGUGUUUGUUGAAGAUUACACCCCCCCCCCUUCCUCCAUAUUACCCUUGUCCCAGCUUUGUGUGUGAAGAAAAGGUGAAUGUGAUUAUGGUUGACCUUGUGCAGUUAGUCUUGAAUGUAGACUAUUGAUGUGUGCAUACCGGUUACCUGAUCAAUCUUACCUUGUUUCUGUAAAUUAACUUUAUAUCAAAGGUUUAGUUAAAUUCAUCUGUUAACUGACCAUGAUAUUAAAGCCUCUUUGCACUGAUAACUUGUUUAUAUACUGUACUUAGCAUUGUCAAAGAAUAUCUGUACACUUGUUUGUGCCUAAACUUUUCUGUUAGUGUUAACUUCUCUCCCAUUUACAUUAGAUUUAUAAAUGCACAAAGAUAUGUGAAUGCAGUUGCAGGUUUACCGCUCACAUAAGACUCUUAAGUGCACUAAGUGUAGGGAUAAUUUUACUGGAGACAAGUUUGCCUCUCUAUUCCUAAACCUUAUUUCUAAGUUUUCUUGCAUGACACAUAUAAACAGAGGAUAUAAUCUUUAAAGCCAUAUCCCAAAAGGCUUUUUAUUAUAUGUAUAUAUGUUUAUUAAUGUAUGAACGUGUGUCUUGCAGAUACACAAAAUUCUAUGCUCAUAAAGUUAACAAGGUUUACUUCUAAAAUAAAAAGGGUUAGCUUUUCUGGGACCUUUAUGGCCAUGAACACACCAUAUCCACUAAUAUUCUCCCAACUUCGUGUGACUGUGGGUUAAUGUUUUUUUUUUUUUUUUUUUUAUGGGUGGUGAGCUUUUUUAAUAGUACUUGUCCAGGCAAAGUAGUGCAACCCAAAGGACUGGACAACCAUUACUGUACAUAUAUUUCAGAUUAAUUUAUUUCUGUAUACACUGUAUAGUAUGCUGAUAAUGCAUAAUUAAAAUCCAGAAUUAUUAUAGAAGCAAUGACAUAGUAAUAUAUAUACAGGUAUAUAUAUAUAUAUAUAUAUAUAUAUAUAUAUAUAUAUAUAUAUAUAUAUAUAUAUAUAUAUAUAUAUAUA
Messenger RNA from Homarus americanus (American lobster), 7446 nucleotides. RefSeq names its product stromal interaction molecule homolog (gene Stim). Gene Ontology annotation, molecular function: calcium channel regulator activity; calcium ion binding; protein binding. The record is from RefSeq and is a predicted model, not a curated record. The transcript is spliced from 16 exons. Gene Ontology annotation, biological process: store-operated calcium entry; activation of store-operated calcium channel activity; intracellular calcium ion homeostasis. Bases 122 to 2578 code for a protein of 818 amino acids. Gene Ontology annotation, cellular component: plasma membrane; endoplasmic reticulum. Lineage: Eukaryota; Metazoa; Arthropoda; Malacostraca; Decapoda; Nephropidae.